AAUGCACUGGUGCAUCAAAGGAAUACAAAAGAGAGUAAAACAUAAACUGCUUUCUAUUGUAUUAGAUCAAAUUCCGCUCAAUUUGCUUUUCCAUACCUCCUUUCACAUUUACUCACACAUAAAGUGCCAAGAAACCUACAGUACGGAAGCUGAAUUUGGACAAAAUAAAUGCAAUGUACACACUUUUCUGAGACAAAACAUUUAUUUGCAGCCAGAACAAGUAGAAACAAGCCAAAACAAGCAUUUCAAAUUAAUGCUGACUUUUCAGCAUAUAAGUCUUAGAGAUAAUAAAGCAGGAAAAAAAGAUGAAACGGCAACAGUAAUAAUAGUUUUGCCCACUAGAUGGGGCAAUUUCUCUUGUGGAACGGAAGCUCGACAGAAACCUAAACAACAAUGGCGACCUUUCCUUUUGCACUUGCCAAUCCAUGCAUAUAUUUUGGACGGAAUGUGAACAGAUAUAAAUAGUCUACAGUUAUCAGAGUGCUAAUAAACAUUGUGGGACAUGAUGCGCAAAUGCCAAAUGUUUAUUGUCAGAUUUUACCACAAUUUUAGCCAUUAACUCCCGUGUUAGCAUUUUGGUUGCCAUGGAAACGUAGAUUCGUUCGAAGAAAUCAACCAGCGUGGGCAAACCAAGAGAAUCUACAUUAUCCACAUGGAGCAAUACAGCAUCCUUGGCCGCAUUGGUGAAGGCGCCCACGGCAUUGUCUUCAAGGCAAAACACAUAGAGACUGGAGAGACUGUUGCACUGAAGAAAGUGGCUCUGCGGCGGUUGGAAGAUGGCAUCCCAAACCAGGCUCUGAGAGAAAUCAAGGCCCUGCAGGAGAUAGAAGACAACCAGCACGUGGUGAAGCUGAAGGCUGUGUUUCCUCAUGGGACAGGCUUCGUCCUGGUGUUUGAUUAUAUGCUCUCUGACCUUUCGGAGGUCAUCAGAAACUCUGAGCGCCCCCUGACCCCAGCACAGGUCAAAGGUUACAUGAUGAUGCUGCUGAAAGGCGUGACCUUUCUGCACCACAACAACAUCAUGCACAGGGACCUGAAGCCAGCAAACCUCCUCAUCAGCUCCUCUGGACAUCUGAAGAUUGCAGACUUUGGUUUAGCCAGACUUCUUAGUGAGCAGGGGGAGAGACUUUACAGCCACCAGGUCGCCACUAGAUGGUAUAGAGCUCCUGAGCUGCUUUAUGGAGCCAGAAAAUAUGAUGAAGGAGUGGACCUCUGGGCAGUGGGCUGUAUAUUUGGGGAGCUGCUGAACUCCUCUCCUUUGUUUCCUGGAGAGAAUGACAUUGAACAACUAUGCUGUGUGCUGAGAGUGUUGGGCACACCCACUCAAGAAACAUGGCCGGAGAUGGUGGAGUUACCAGAUUACAAUAAAAUCACAUUUAAGGACAAUCCCCCUAUCCCACUAGAGGAGAUUGUCCCAGAUACUUCUCCUCAGGCUCUGGACCUUCUCUGCAAGUUCCUGGUUUACCCGUCCAAGCAACGCUGCUCUGCCAAACAGGCACUGCUGCACCCAUACCUGUUCACACCCCCUCUGCCCUCACACCACUCUGAACUUCCCAUUCCCCACAGACGACCCCCCCGCCACAGGGUCCAGGCCCCUCCCCCUGACCUGUCUGUGGACCUGCCCUUGAAAAACAGCCUGGUGGACCCCAAUCUGCUGCACCUGUGGACCUGCCCCUAAAACAGCCCACUGCACAUUGAACUCAGCUGACCCACGCACUACUGGUAGUUACUUAAUGCCAGCACUGUGUGAUGCAUUCCUCGCUAUAUUUUGGCUGAAUUCCUGCUUUAUUGAGCCGUUGUCCACAAGCAGACUGAAAGCUGUGUGAGUCUGUGAUUGAAGCAUGCAGGGUAGAAGUAGAGACCCAAAUAUUUAAACAAAAUAUUUGGGUCUGUAAAGACUUGUAUCUCUUUUCAUGGCAAGAAGUUGCUGAAAAUGGUAUGACAUCAUCUAAAUACCACAGGUCUGUUGUUUGUUUUGUUGAAAUACUUCCUGUAUUGUAAAGUAUGUUAUCAGAUUUUAAUAUUUUUACAUCAAAGGGCAAAUAGUGCAAUAUCUGUAGUUAAGACAUUUUUUCCAACCCAACACUUUGUUACGACUACCACUGUUAAAAGUCGAGAGGGAAUUUGUGCUCAAACUCAUUUAUUAACCAGUGAUUGUUUUUGUCUGUAUCUUUGUUGUUUGUUUGGGCUUAACUGGAGUCAACAGUUUGGGAACCACUGAAUAUCAAACAGUGAGUGAUUUAAAAAGAAGUGUUCCCUUUUUUUCAUAGAUUCAUUACAUGUAACAAUGGUAAAAUAUAAGGAAAUGGUUCUGUAUAAACAUCAAGUUUUCUGUCUGCCUCUCUUCAUUUAAUUCAUUAAAAUGUAGCAGAGGGUAAAAAUAAAGGCACUGGGUC
Messenger RNA from Periophthalmus magnuspinnatus, 2396 nucleotides. RefSeq names its product cyclin-dependent kinase 20 (gene cdk20). Gene Ontology annotation, molecular function: ATP binding; cyclin-dependent protein serine/threonine kinase activity. NCBI's taxonomy places the organism in Eukaryota, Metazoa, Chordata, Actinopteri, Gobiiformes, Gobiidae. The coding region runs from base 653 to 1678 and encodes 341 amino acids. The record is from RefSeq and is a predicted model, not a curated record. The transcript has 8 exons. Gene Ontology annotation, cellular component: nucleus. Gene Ontology annotation, biological process: protein phosphorylation.